Molecule: messenger RNA, 504 nt
Organism: Bradysia coprophila
Lineage: Eukaryota; Metazoa; Arthropoda; Insecta; Diptera; Sciaridae
Source: RefSeq, a predicted model, not a curated record
AUCAAUCUCACAAGUGCACAGCUUCUUAUUUCGGCGCAAGUUUUUAUUCCAAAAAUAUACCAAAGAAAACAAGAUGUUCGUUCUUGGACUGUGUUUAAGUUUAAUAUUUGCGUUAAGCAAAGCAUUUCCGGUCGAGUAUUACUACCCAAGUGGUCUACAAUCGAACGAUCUAUAUGAUUUGGAUGGUUACAAUACCGAGCCCUAUGCAUACCACGUACCAGCUAAUCCUCAUUUUGUGUACGAUACAAACGAAGGUCGUUGGAUUCCUAAAUGCAAUGGGUUUCCCAGUUCCCAUUAUCCUGUCCAGGAAAAUAAACCACCUCGAAUCAAUCCGUUAAACGCAAAUCAUCGUCGACGCGCAAAUCGUCGUCAAGGAUUCUUACGUUCCGGUCACAGUGCAACGUUCGAUGCGUUCAGAGGUGCCAUCGCAUUUGGUUAGAAAUUAAUUAGUUUGUAGUUGAGAGAGUUUUUUUUAUACGUGCAAUGAAUUUACAAAAGUUUACA